Molecule: messenger RNA, 1148 nt
Organism: Ceraceosorus bombacis
Lineage: Eukaryota; Fungi; Basidiomycota; Exobasidiomycetes; Ceraceosorales; Ceraceosoraceae
Source: the annotation of a GenBank genome assembly
AUGCGAGUCUCGGAUCACUAUGCUGUCAUCGUCGUGGAUGGCAAACCUGUCAAGGAAUCCAAUGUGAGGAUCAACUACCAAACCGCCAUCAACACAUUUGUCGCUACUUGCGAAAUACCUUACACGCACGGUGCCAACUUUGCCAUCCACUACUACUACAAGCACACGGAUCGCUGCUAUUCGGCCACUGCAAUGGUCGAUGGUCAAUUUGCCGCGUCGAUGAUUCGCGACCCUGCGCUGAUGCCCAAGGAGCAACCUUUGAAGCACGAGGGCUUCAUCACUACUCGAGGUGUACGCCCCUUUCGCUGGGCUCGCAUGGCCCGCAGAGAGGGUAUGUAGCCCCGCUGAUCCUCCCACCUCCACCCUUUACUGACAUCCCAGCACUACGGCUCGCUUCUCAGACGGCGAGGAAAGCGACCAAGCAAAAGAGCUACCGCCAGAUGCUAGCACCAUUGCUCUCAUCUUGAGCCCGAUCAAAGGCUACACCUCUAGCAAACGCCGCCCUCGCGUCAAUGCAGAGCCCCUCUCUGCCAGCGGCAUGAAACCUGCCGAAAAGUCCAUCAAGCCAGCGCUCGUGUCUGCUGACCAAGUCAUUCCACACAAGGCUCAACAGAAUUUCGUGGACAUCAAGCCCGACUCUUUGCGUCCAAAGGUCAUGAUGAAGUGGCACUACCUGCUCGAAGACCUCAUCAUAGAAAGAAGAGGCCAAGACAGCUUGGCUGAUCAGACCGGUGAUGAGCGUGCUGAUAACGGGAGCGAGACCGAGGACCGUACGCAGGUGAGUGGCACGAUGAGUGCGCAGCGUGAUCUCGGACUGCACCUGAGCGCGCGCGCGCGCGCGCCCAUGUUGGUGUCGCAGCAAAAGUCUCGCCAGGAGCAGAUCGAAGAGGUGAGUGGGUGCAAAACAAUGCGCGCUUUUCGCGACGGGUGCAAAAGUAUGCACGCUUUUCGCGACACUGACUUUUGAUGUCCUGCUCCCACAGGAAAAGCAAAACCUGCAAGCACAGCUUGCCGCUCUCAAACAAGAAAGCCAGGGCUUGGGAGGAUCGCGCAAACAUGUCAAGCGCAAAAGUGCUGCAGCGUCCACCAACGACCUCACCAAGCGUCCUAGAAAGGAGUACGUCGAUCUCACCAAGGACGACGACUAA